UAAAGUUAUAUAUGAUCCCGAGGACUUUCAGGAAGGAGAGGAAGUUCUUCCCCCCACAAAGGUUGAACUUGCCCUGGCCUGAUUCAUACCUGCCUCAUUUGCAUAAUUACAUCAUUACAGCACCUUGAUGGACAACCAGCGGCCGGAGCACUCAUCCAUGAUGCAAGGGGAGCAAUCUGGCCUUGAGGACAUCCCAGCCUCAGCGCUGGAACCAACCUUUAUGGUGACGGACGACAUCCACCAGGAGAGUAAGGCAGCACAGAUGUUCUUUGAGAGUUUAUUGCAGUCAUCUCGGUCACAGCUGUUGUCAGAUUGUUACAUGUCAUCUGGUGAGGUUAACUGGAUGGACCAACAACUCGGUGCAUCUGAUGAUGGGCCUGUAUCUGGUAAUAUGCCAGGUGUUGGGAUACGGUCUUCGGUGCCAAGUGAUGCAGAAACUAACUCUGUUGUCAUGAGGUCUGUGAUGUCAAGUGUUCCAGGAACUGAUACUGUUGUUGUGCAGUCUGCCAUGCCUGCUAGCAUUGUCAUGAAGUCUGAGAUGCCGAGUGACACAGGAUCUGAUAACUAUGCUGUACGGUCUGUACCUCCUCAAGUAUCGUGUGUAGUGAUCGGCCAGUCAGCAACAACCUGUGUAUCCUCUAAUGUCAUUGGCCAGUCAGUGACCAGUCAUCCUGUUGCUGUUACAAGCAGCAACUCAUCAAGUGGAUCAUCUGUUUCACCAAAGAAACGAUCCCGACGGGAACAAUCAGGUACUGAUAUCGACAGUCGUGAAGGUCACGUGUCAGGGCGUCAAUCACAAGGUGAAGUUCGUAUAUCUGGCAGACAGUCGCAGUGUGACGAACGUCUUUCUGGGCAACAGUCACGAUGUGAGAGUCGUAUGUCUGGGCGUCAGUCACAGUGUGAGAGUCGUAUGUCUGGGCGUCAGUCGCAGUGUGAGAGUCGUAUGUCUGGGCGCGAGUCGCAGUGUGAUGAUCGAAUGGAUGCCUACAGUGAUGGUGGGAGCAGUUGUGUAUCAUCCAAUCAAGAAAAGAGGGAUGGUGUGGACACAGGUUCUACUUCACGUCGUAGAGGGAGCCACAUCUCUGAAGGAGGUCGCAGAUCCCGAGAGAGAAGUGAGAGCGAGGGAGACACUGUGGCAGAUAUAGCCAUGUUGAGCUCCUACACAUCCGACGACACUCGACGACAGAUGACAGGUUCUGUGACACCGGACACAUCAGAUGUCGGCUUCCAACCCAGUAUGCUUGAUGCGGUGUUGACGGAGAAGAAAAUGGCACUGUUGAGGUCACCAGAAGUGCGCCAGUUCCUGUUCAACCUCCAAUCACAGAAAGCCAGGGAGCAGACGCAACCUCACAGUUCACCCAAUACAACAAAGGGAGACAACCCUUCCUGAAGCUACAUUGUCUGAAAUUGCUGGACUAUACAUAACCAUGAUAUCACAACCCAAGUUCCAUGCCUUGACAUCUUAUCCUUUUGUGCAACCUACCACUUCUAUUGCCAAGAUGUAUAAAUAGGUAUAUAAAUAUUUCAGCAGUACAUGCGUUCUUGGUGAGAGAAGUAUUGCACUAUGAAACCAUGUAAAUCUGUGGGAUGACUUUCAGAAUGACUAUGUCCAGAUUAACAAAGAAUUGUUAGAGUCUUUGAAUGGCAUUUGCAAGUGAUAUGCUUAAAUGGUGACCAUGCUUAUUGCAAAAGGCAACUAUGUAUCAGGUGGUCAGGCUUUCUGACUUGGUUGACAUAUUCAUGUUUGUUGUGUUUGUUGUUUAGCACAGAACUCAGCAAUAUUCCAUAUAUAUGGUGGCAGUUAAGCCUGGACCAAACAACCCAGUGAUCAACGGCAUAAGCAUCAGUCUACGCAUGGACAUGACCUGUGUUAACCAAGUCAGCGGCCUGUUACAUGACAAACACAGGUUACUGAAGACAACUUCUAACCCGGAUCUUAAAGUGUCUUGUGGCAUUGAUGGCCAGAUGCCUGUUUCAGGCAAGUAUUAAGCUAUGUAGAUGAUUUGUAACCGUUGAGGCUGACUGUAGACACACCAUGACUGUACCAUGAAAA
Molecule: messenger RNA, 2053 nt
Organism: Haliotis rubra (blacklip abalone)
Lineage: Eukaryota; Metazoa; Mollusca; Gastropoda; Lepetellida; Haliotidae
Exons: 6
Coding region: 128-1390 (420 amino acids)
Source: RefSeq, a predicted model, not a curated record